Molecule: messenger RNA, 6544 nt
Organism: Prionailurus viverrinus (fishing cat)
Lineage: Eukaryota; Metazoa; Chordata; Mammalia; Carnivora; Felidae
Gene: GPR161
Product: G protein-coupled receptor 161
Exons: 8
Coding region: 1114-2763 (549 amino acids)
Biological process (GO): G protein-coupled receptor signaling pathway
Cellular component (GO): membrane; recycling endosome
Molecular function (GO): G protein-coupled receptor activity
Source: RefSeq, a predicted model, not a curated record
GGCUCAGGGCGCUGUGUCCCCGAGCCUGGGCGGGAGGCGCGCUCAGAAGUCGCCGGGCCGACCCUGGCGCGGCGCGAUGGGCGGCGGCAUCUGCCAGAGCGAGAGUCGGUUAGCUUUGGGGGGACUUGGCCAGCCUUCUGGGCCAGACCUUAGCCCCGUGCAACCUCUUGACAAAGGCGUGGGAGAUGAGAAUGUCCGUUGGGGAACUGGGAUGCUCUGGUGCGCUCCUGAGAGGUCUGCUUUCCAGUAACCACACGGCCGUGCAUUGGCAUGACUUUGUAUCGCAUCUCUGUGGCUAUUUUUGUUCGCUGUUGUACCUUUCAUCCGUUUUUGCGAAGUGCUUUCCAGAGAAGGUCGUUUGGUCUUCCUCCCUGUGAAGUCGGGAGGUGGGGUGGUUUUGGAGGGAAAGGACCUCAGUGCCUUGAUGUGUCCAAUGGGGAUAAUGGUAACGACAGACACGCCUAUCUCAGCGUGCUCCUGGCUGGGGAAGGACAUCACCAGGCCUCCUCCCCAGCCUGGCAGCGACCAGUUCAGCCCAGCCUCCCUCCCUGUCCCUGGAAAUGAGCUGCAGGGGGCUACUGCAUGGGGAAAAAGUGACUUUCCCUUCCUGCAGCCAUGAGACAGGUGAGGAGAGGCAUUUCCCAGAGCUCAAGGCAGAAAGAGGAGGCAGGAGGGACCUCAGAUCACACAGCCACGGGCUCUUCAUCCACCUUUCUUUAACUGGGAUUUGUGUCACCCCUUUCUGUCACUUCUCCCACAGCUCCCCUCUUGUUCUAGUCCACACCUAUCUUAUUUUGUAGUUGUAAGCUGUUUAUAAGCACGAUCGUAUACACUUUUUAAAAAUUUCAUUCACUUAACAGCCCUGUGAAGUGCUAUCAGCCCAUUUUAUAGGUGGAGAAACAGACUCAAGAGAGCUAAGUACUUGGCCCAGCAAUAAGGAGCCAAAAUCAAACUCAGGUUUUUUGACUUGGCGGCACUUUUAAGGUCGACUCCGUCAUCCAGCCCUGCGUGGUGGGAGUAUCAGAGACGAAGGAGGAUCGUGUCGUCAGAGGGGUUGAGCUCUUUGUUUGGGUUCCGUGAAAGACAGAAUGGGCUGAACCGGAACUGACCUACAUGUCCGCCAAAGGAGUCGUCCGGCAUGCUCUGCCCACCGCACGCCGAGGUGCCCUGACCAUGAGCCUCAACUCCUCCCUCGGCCACGGGAAGGAGCUGAGUAACCUCACAGAGGAGGAGGGUGGCGAAGAGGGGGUCGUCGUCACCAGCUUCGUCGCCAUCAUCAUCAUCACCGUGUUCGUCUGCCUGGGCAACCUGGUCAUCGUGGUCACCUUGUACAAGAAGUCCUACCUCCUCACCCUCAGCAACAAGUUCGUCUUCAGCCUGACCCUGUCCAACUUCCUGCUGUCCGUGCUGGUGCUGCCUUUCGUGGCCACCAGCUCCAUCCGGAGGGAAUGGAUCUUCGGCGUGGUCUGGUGCAACUUCUCCGCCCUUCUGUACCUGCUGAUCAGCUCGGCCAGCAUGCUCACGCUGGGGGUCAUAGCUGUCGACCGCUACUAUGCUGUCCUGUACCCCAUGGUGUACCCCAUGAAGAUCACGGGGAACCGCGCCGUGAUGGCGCUUGUCUACAUAUGGCUUCACUCCCUCAUCGGCUGCCUGCCGCCUCUCUUUGGUUGGUCGUCGGUGGAGUUUGACGAGUUCAAGUGGAUGUGUGUGGCUGCGUGGCACCGGGAGCCCGGCUAUACCGCCUUCUGGCAGAUCUGGUGUGCCCUCUUCCCCUUUCUGGUCAUGCUGGUGUGCUAUGGCUUUAUCUUCCGCGUGGCCAGGGUCAAGGCGCGCAAGGUGCACUGUGGCACCGUGGUCAUCGUGGAGGAGGACCCCCAGAGGGAUGGGAGGAAGAACUCCAGCACCUCCACCUCCUCCUCCGGCAGUAGGAGGAACGCCUUUCAGGGCGUGGUCUAUUCCGCCAACCAGUGCAAAGCCCUCAUCACCAUCCUGGUGGUCGUCGGUGCCUUCAUGGUCACCUGGGGCCCCUACAUGGUUGUCAUCACCUCUGAGGCCCUCUGGGGGAAGAACUACGUCUCCCCGACCCUGGAGACCUGGGCCACGUGGCUGUCCUUUACCAGCGCCAUCUGCCACCCCCUGAUCUAUGGGCUCUGGAACAAGACGGUUCGUAAGGAGCUGCUGGGCAUGUGCUUUGGGGAUCGGUAUUACCGGGAGCCGUUCGUGCAGCGGCAGAGGACUUCCAGGCUCUUCAGCAUUUCCAACAGGAUCACAGACCUGGGCCUGUCCCCACACCUCACGGCGCUCAUGGCAGGCGGACAGCCCCUGGGGAACAGCAGCAGCACCGGGGACACCGGCUUCAGCUGCUCCCAGGACUCAGGGACAGAUGUGAUGCUGCUCGAGGACUACACGUCGGAUGACAACCCUCCCUCCCACUGUACUUGCCCCCCCAAGAGGAGGAGCUCGGUGACAUUUGAGGAUGAAGUGGAACAAAUGAAAGAUGCUGCCAGGAACCCUAUUUUGCACGUGAAAGCCGAAGUGCACGAGUCCCUGGACAGUUACGCAGCCAGCUUGGCCAGAGUCAUCGAGGCCGAAGCCAAAAUCAACCUGUUCGGGGAGGAGGCUUUGCCAGGGGUCCUGGCGGCCGCGCGGACCGUCCCGGGGGCCGGCUUCGGGGGCCGCCGAGGCAGCAGGACUCCGGCGAGUCAGAGGCUGCAGCUGCAGAGCAUCGAAGAAGGGAACGUUUUGGCUGCGGAACAGAGAUGAGAGCCCGGGGUGGACCGUCUGUCCCGCGGGGUCGCCCGGGGACAGAACACCUGAGGUGUGGCCAGCAGGAAACACCGAACGGCGUGUCUCGUGAGGCCGCGCGUGGGCUCCUUGGAGGUCCUGGCGAUGGGACCAGCGGCGUCCGAGGCACGAAGGAAAGCGGACGGAGGUGUGGCCAGGACUUUCCGGCAGGUGGGGCGUAGAAGGGACUAGAGACCAGGGCUGGGAAGGAAACCACCAGGUGGCUGACUCCCUCUUCCUGACCCGGGCGCCCGGCAGGGAUCUCAGGCGGUGAGCCCUUCCCAGCGCGCUUCGGGGGACAGCACGUCCUAACCACGCGAGACCAGCCCCCGGCGUCUGCAUGGUUGAUGUGGCCCCCGUGGGACUGGGGCUCUGCACUGAAUGGUCCCCAGAGGAGAUCCUGGAGCAGGGCCGGUCAGAUGGGAGUUCCCACACUUCCAUCCCGGUCUGACCUUGCAGUCCGCAUGGAGCCACCUGCUGGUGCCAGUAGGGACGAUCCACAGGCCCCCCCCUCCUCCGCCCCGGGGCGGAAGCAGCAGGCCUGAGGCUGCUGUUGCUGAGAAUGGGGGCCGUUCUGCCCGCCUCUGUAUUGACUGAUUCUUUCAAAAGAAGGGAAAAACCACUGUCAAAGCCACGAGGAAGGAGCAGGCGUCGUGCUAAGGAUACAAUGGUGACCAAAACAGACCCGCGGUCUCUGCCCUCGAGGGAAUACGGGAUGGUGAACUGGCGCGUGACCCGGCCCGCUGUCCCCGACCGUCACGGUUUGCGCGUCUUGCUCCUCUGCUUGGGACCCUCGCCCCGUCCUGCAGCCGUAGAGCUUCUGCGCAGCCACUCAGUGCGACCGUUAUCCCGUGUGAAACGUUUCUGGGACUUUUCCAAACCCCCACUUGCAGAAUGAGGAACUCCUUCCUCUACAUUCCAGACUAUCCCGUGUGUCCCGUAUAAAGAUGACCUAACUGCGGAGACAGGUCGUGUGUGUCUUCUUACAGACUAGACUUGAAGGGCUCUGAGCUCCUGGGAGGGUAGGAACUUUUUCUUUUUUCUUCUGUCCUCAGAGCCUGGUACAGCAAUCCACGCAUAUAGGUUUUACUAGGAUACGUUACAUUAGGUUAUGUGAAGAAGGCCACUUUAAAAGCCCCUGUCACUGCUAGCAUGGAGCCCAUUCUGUCACAGGAACACGCCCCCCAGGGCAGCGUGGAAAACACGGAGAUCAGACGUGGGGGAGAGGUUCAGUCCCGGCUGUCAACAGCAAGGAGACUGAAGCCUGAGCUUUCACUUAGGACCUCCAGAGGCGUCAACUCUCCCACUGGGUCACUGGGUCCUAGGUCAACACCACCAAGAGCAGUGUACAGAGGGACUGUGUGCUUUCUGUCCAAGUGAAUGAGACUAAAUCCCCUCUAUGCUGACUCCAUUUUGAAAUCAAACUAAUGAGAUGAUGUAUAUGAUCUGUAAUCUGAACUACACAAGUUUUAGCUAUUAUUAUUAUUAUAUAGUACGUGUUCCAUACACAUUUGCAAAAUAAAUGAACCAAAAUAAGGUUUGGAUUGACCUUCAUGUAUCAACCACUAAGGAAUCCAAGCACGGUGGAAGAAUUUCUGGUCAGUACUAACGAAUGUUAGUACAAAAGAGAUUAUAAUCUUUAUAUUGUGAUACACUUUCACGAGGGAGCGAAACACGAAGUCGCUAUCUGCCUCGGUAGACUGCCGUGAGUGGGAAUCCUGGACACGGCUGACUAUAUUCAACAAACCUAUUCCUGUCCCACUGGAAGCACGAGGAAGGAGUGUCCGCCUGUUUCAAAGCGCACCGGUUCUUACCCACAUUCCUUUCGCUCGUCACACUAUGCGUGAAGAUGGGGCAACGGAGGGUCAACAGGAAUUGUCACAGUCUUUAACUCGGGGAGUUUACGGUAGACAACAGACUUCUGCAGAGUCCAGAGCAGGCCGCAGAGUCAAGCGAGGGCCAAGAGUGUCUAGCAUAGGCCAGCGGAUGACUGACCGUGGCUCCCGGGAUGGGAAGAGGGCAGAACGGUGGUUCUUUUUUCAAGUCCAUCACAGUCACUGCAGAGUCCUCUCUCAGAACAUAAGCCCAAUUUCUAAGAAUAAAGGAAACCUUCUGUUCGUGACGUCCCACCUCUCCGAGGCAGGGAAACUGCACCGCGGCUCAAUGUUUACACCGACCUCUGGUUGGCAGUUACAGACCGGGGAGGCCUGACAAACCCUGUUCCUUGAAAUGAAAACUGAAAAUAAGAAUCGCUUCUAAAUCCACUGUUUUUAAAUGCAGACAAUACUGUGACAGGAAAAGGCAGGAUAAAACGGCGGAGAGGGACAGGUUAGGUAGGACCUGGAGGCUCUGGGCGGGGAGGACCGAGUAUUUCGGAACAGCGCUGGGAGUGUCUGACUACAGCCAACCCCCACAGGCACAAACAAGGUCCCUCUUAGGAAUGUAACAAACGCCAUCCGCUCCCCCUCAGGGCCCCCUCAGGAAUUUGACAAUCAAAAUACCUAACUAGAAAAGCAAACCAUAAAACGUGUGUUACAGGAGGGACAGUAUGACUCCUCGUACAAUGGAACCGAGUCAACCAGGAACGGACGACCCAGCACGUAGAGCUGUCCAGCCAGUAAGGGUAGGACCUGAGAAGGAACAAGGGGGCGGGGAAGGGAGAGGCGACCAGAAUCUUCCAGACAAAGGCCCUUGCCUACAGUCCUGGGCAUUCGCUUUCAAAUGUGCCCUGUCAAGAGAGCUUCCCUGCUCUUCUCCCUUCCUGCCCUUACACUCCGUAAACUUGGGCCUGCUGCUCCUUUUGUGUCGCCUCUAAGUUCUUCGAAGCGGCGAGACAAGGAACCCUGGGUACUGAGGUGAGAAAUCCUGCAACGGUACCAAACUGUUUUUGUAAAUAAGGUUUACGUUUGUGGGAAGCCUUUUUUAUUCUUGUUAGGAAUAUUUCCUCAGGAAAUUAUUUUUGGUCGGGGAAAUCUGAAGAGAGAGAGAGGAAAACGAUUCCCCGAAGGAAACCUGUGUUCCACAAAAAUACUGUGCAGUUCUCCAGACCAUCCUUCACAAAAUUAUUUAUUUUUCUAAGAAAAAGAAUAAAUAUGUGACUUAUUGUUAGAGAGGUGACACUAGAAAUUCAUUCAUUUAUUCAACACACAUUUGAUGAACAACGAAUACGUGCCAGGCGCCGUUCUAGGAGUUAAAUAUCCAGCUAUGAACAAGACAAACUAGGUCUCUGCUCUCAAUGAGACCACUUCCUAAAGGGGAAAAAUCGAAAACAAGACAACCAACAUUUUCCCCCUUUAAUUUGUAAGAAGGCAGCAGAUACAGUAACGAAAAGUUGGGCUAAGUACUUGAGGAAAAUAGGCAAUGAACAGAGUGGGUGACUGAGAGGCAGGGCACGAGCGAGAAGGCACAUGAAGCAGCGUCACGUUGGGUGAAGUGUCUACCGAGACUUGUCUAAGGAGGUGACGCUGGAGCUGAGGGCUCAACUAUAUGUUCAGUUCAGGGCCAAAGUCCUUCAGGCAAAGGAAACAGUCAGUGAAAAGGUCCUAAAUGUGCUAAUAAGCUUGAUCGGUCUGAGGAAAAAAGAGGCCGGCCGGCACGCUGAAACGCAGUGCGCUACGGGAUAACUGGAAUGACUGGAAGUCAGAGGCUGGCAAGGUUUAGAUCAUGUAGGACCUGGCAGACCAGGUCUUUUUUUUUAAUAAAAAUUUUUAAAAAUCUUUAUUUUUGAGAGAGCGAGUGAGCGCGAGAGAGAGCGCAAGUG